AUGACCUUAGACGAUUCAUACGUAUGGGAAACCUCGCCUCCCAAUCCAAUUACCGUUAGCCAGCGGUUUUCCAAGCUCACAGCCUCAUUUCUCGUCAUCGGUUCACUGUUGGAGGAAGUGAGCCAUCACUUAGACCCAUUCAUAAAACACUACCCAUGGUCAAUUAACAGACCGUACUAUGACUCAUCUACCCGCAACAUCAAAGGCACAGUAGUUCCAUACGUAUAUGGAGAGUUAGAGCACGAGGAUAUGUUCGAAGAUGAGCAGCUUCUUGUGAGCUUGUUGAUGGAACUAUCCCAGAAAGGAUGUUUUGUGCAUGUGUGGAACUCAGAGGAAUACGAACCGUUGUUGGUCUACGCGGUCAAUGCAGUUGCGGAGUGGGAAGGUAUCAUCUCUCUCAACCGUGUGUGGUUGAAUAACGGGAAAAUUGCCACUCUAAACACCCACGGAGCCUACUCUUCAGACACAAAAGACGCUAACAAAUUCCUCCCCAUGGACAGGGCAGUUGCACAAGUACUAAAUGGGGACCACACAGUCGACGAAUCGUUGUCAAAAGAAGUGGUUACAUCGUUAAAUCCAUUUCUCAGUUCAUACAAACUUGAAAACGUCUACGACUUCACCCUCCAAUUGCCUGGGAAAAUAGCCACAGCUUUCACAAGUGACCCAUGGCUAAUAGGAAAAGCUCUUAGUGCAUGGAAGCCCAAGGAAAGUAGCUCUAUGAAGGCAGAGCAGGGCUCUGAUCAUGCCACUGUCACCAUUUCCUUGAAUCUCUCGAGUUUGCUCCAUUUAUCUCUCAUAACGGAAGGACGCCUAGAGCUGGAGCUUAUCUCAGAAGAGUUGGUACGAGGAUACGGAGAGUUGGGCCAAUCUGUGGAGCACAGCAGCACGAGCCAGGAACAUAACUCCCGAGAUGUGCUUCAAAGUAUACUUCUCGAACAAAAUCGAAUAAACAUCCCAAUAGCACCGGAUUAUCAAACAUUCAGGGAGAUGGUUGAGCAAAUGGAUUUUGAUGAACAGGAUAUUCAGAAACGAAGCGAGGAGGAUGCCGGUCGUCUUCAGGAGCAUUUUGAAUCAUAUCUCGAAAAGGAGAAUCAAAAAGUAAAAGAUUCACAUAAUGCCGACGAGGAAGAAGAAGAAGAUAGUAGUGAUGACAGCUCGAUUUUGAGAGACUUUGAAAAUAACCCCGAAUUGUUAGAUUUCAUUAAUUACUGUUAUGAAGAUAAGCAUAAGAAAACAAGGGUGUAUGACUACAACGAUGAUAGUGAUUAUCAGAGUGAUGGAUCAAUUUUUGAAAUUAACCACGAUAGCGAAGAUGAUGGAGACAGAAUUAUAGAUGUGGAUGAUGAGGAAGAUGCAUUAGUUCAAGAUGAUGAACAGGAAGAGAAGAUAGGAGAAAGGUUUGAACAGGAAUUAUCCGAUGACGAGACGGAAGAGAUUCAUUACGGAAUGGGAAAAGUACAGUUAUGA
Molecule: messenger RNA, 1467 nt
Organism: Suhomyces tanzawaensis NRRL Y-17324
Lineage: Eukaryota; Fungi; Ascomycota; Pichiomycetes; Serinales; Debaryomycetaceae
Exons: 1
Coding region: 1-1467 (488 amino acids)
Cellular component (GO): nucleus
Source: RefSeq, a predicted model, not a curated record